CUCCUUGCUCUGACUUUUGGGGGGGAUUGUACCUGCGCGCGCGUGGGCUCCGGACAUGUCUUUCCCUCAGCUGGGGUACCCCCAGUUCCUCAGCGCCUCCCACGAGGUGUACGGCGGCGGCGGCGGCGGCGGCGAGCGGCCCGCCUCUGCCCGGGAGGGAGGCGCGGAGGGCGGCGUGAGCUCCUCCGCCACCGCCGCGGCCGUCGGCUCCAUGCUGGGGAUGUACGGGAACCCGUGGGCUGCUCACAACUACAGUGCCUUCCUGCCGUACAGCGGAGCCACGGACCUCGCGCUCAUCUCCCAGAUGGGCUCCCAGUACGAGCUGAAAGACAGCCCGGGCUCCCACCCUGCGUCCCUGCCCGUCCACACCGCGCAGGGCUUCUACCCGUACGGCCAGUACCCGUACGGGGACCCGUCCAGGGCCAAGACGGCCACCAGGGAGACCACCAGCACCCUGAAGGCCUGGCUGCAGGAGCACCAGAAGAACCCCUACCCCACCAAAGGAGAGAAGAUCAUGCUGGCGAUCAUCACGAGGAUGACGCUCACACAGGUAUCGACAUGGUUCGCAAAUGCCCGCAGACGCCUGAAGAAGGAGAAUAAGGUGACCUGGGGCCGCAGCGCGGAGGACAGAGACGGCCGCAUCUUCAGCAGCGACAACGAGGACGAACACGGCAAGAACGGCAGCGACGAGGAAGACGAAGAGGAGGAGAUCGAUUUAGAAACGGUCGACAUCGAGAGGCCCGAGGAGCAGCAGGGCUCCGGGAAAGGCGAGGGGGAGGCGGGCCUGUCGGCCGCGGAGCAGGCCUCGGAGCCGGUGCGCUCGGAGAGCAGCAGGACGCUGGAGGGCCUGAGAGGAGUGGAGGCGGGCGUUUCUCUCAAUAAAUCCCCCGGAGGGAAGCUCGGAGUGGACCUUUCUCCCGGCAGACAGGAUUGCCAGAGACCGCCGCAAAGCAAACCCAAAAUCUGGUCUUUGGCGGAGACCGCCACGGCCCCCGACAGCUCCCACAAAUCUUCCCCCGCGGCCCACGCGCACCACGCGGCUCUGGCCUCCGCCGGACACCCGGCCUUGCUCCCGGGUCAUGGAAUAUACACGUGCCAGAUUGGGAAGCUGCAUAACUGGGCCAACGCGGCUUUUCUGAACGCCAACUCUCUUUUGAACAUGAGGUCGCUGCUGGGAGGGGCGCCGGCCGGACACCUGCCGCUCCACGGCGCGGUGCCGGCCGCGCGCCGCGACGCACGGCCCGCGGCGGCGGCCGGAACGGGGACUUCUGGGACGGAGGAUGACAGCGACGUAGAGUCAACAGGAAGCUUCAGCCCAAAAAGAGAUGAUGAGGAGAGGGACCACAGGCCCGGCUCCCUGAAGUCUCCGUUUCAGCUGAUCACUGACAGACCUCACCAUGGCACAGCAUCACAGCGCGCUCUGACCACAACAUUAUGAAAAGAUGGAACAAAAGGAAAAGAGAAAAGGAAUAAUUUUAUUUAACGGAGAACAGUUUAAAGAAGGCUAUUUUUUGUGACUGGACCACCUGGUUAUAGUAUUACUGUUUAGCUUCUACAUGCAAAAAGAGAUGGAUGUUUGUUUUGUUUUUUGUUUUUUUUUUGUUUUGGUCACAGAUUUGCUUGUAUUCUUCUUAUUUUGUCUCCUGGUUUUGUUCUUUCCCCCCCUCUCUUCUGUUGUGAAUGGAAACUUUGACAAUUGUAAAUACAGGAUAUGAAUUUGUCUUUAAAGAAUAUAUUUUUUGGGAACUAAAUAAAUGUCAUUAUAGUCAUUUAUUACUGAAGACUUUUCCCAAACCUGUAGUAUUUUAUUAUGAAGAGUUGGAGGAAAU
This is a messenger RNA of Salarias fasciatus (jewelled blenny), 1829 nucleotides long. RefSeq names its product iroquois homeobox 1b (gene irx1b). The record is from RefSeq and is a predicted model, not a curated record. Gene Ontology annotation, molecular function: RNA polymerase II cis-regulatory region sequence-specific DNA binding; DNA-binding transcription factor activity, RNA polymerase II-specific. Lineage: Eukaryota; Metazoa; Chordata; Actinopteri; Blenniiformes; Blenniidae. Gene Ontology annotation, biological process: cell development; regulation of transcription by RNA polymerase II; neuron differentiation. Bases 56 to 1438 code for a protein of 460 amino acids. The transcript is spliced from 5 exons. Gene Ontology annotation, cellular component: nucleus.